Electrophorus electricus (electric eel) is the source of this 1312-nucleotide messenger RNA. Its product is annotated as ras-related protein Rab-26-like. Gene Ontology annotation, molecular function: GTP binding; GTPase activity. The record is from RefSeq and is a predicted model, not a curated record. NCBI's taxonomy places the organism in Eukaryota, Metazoa, Chordata, Actinopteri, Gymnotiformes, Gymnotidae.
UCUAUCCCUGUGUGUCUCUCGCCACGCUUUGGCAAGGUGUAUUAUUUGUUGUGAAAUGCCUCAACACUACUAUGUGUAUCUUAAGACAUCGUAGUUCACUGUUGUAGAAUCUCGAAGGCAGUUCUGGAAGAAGCCCACCAGGUCUCUCAGCACUUUACUAGAUGCAGACGCAUCUGAUGAUAGCCAGGAGUAAGUGUAACGUGUUUGACAUCGAAUGACACUGCAUGUAUCUUGUCUCAUCACGAAAAAGUCCGUGUAAAGUUUGUCUAGAGGACUCCUUUGCAGAGGAACUGAUGUUCAGGUGAACAUUACUAAAAGUGACAACUGAUACCAAAGAUUCAUCCAGACUGAAGAUCAACGUUUUGACAGGAGGAUUCGUCGUUUGAGUCCGUUACGCACGUUGUGUUGUGCGCGCGAUUUUGGUUAGAGUUGCAUCUUUCCAUCAUGUCAAGAAAGAAGGCAUCAAAGAGCAAAGGCGGCAACGCGAGCCCAUCUGGGGGCACUCCAGCGAAAGACAACACAAAGUCGGGAAAAAACAGCUUAGUGGUUGGGGUACAAGCCAAUGGUGUGGUCCACCCUAGCCGACCUGUCUGCAACAGCAGCGAGUUUUACGAUAUCGCGUUCAAGGUGAUGCUGGUGGGGGACUCAGGGGUGGGGAAGACCUGUCUGCUGGUGCGCUUCAAAGACGGAGCCUUCUUGGCUGGCAGCUUCAUCUCAACCGUGGGCAUUGACUUCAGGAACAAAGUGCUCAACAUUGAUGGAGUCAAAGUCAAGCUUCAGAUCUGGGACACUGCAGGACAGGAGCGCUUCCGCAGUGUUACUCACGCCUACUACCGUGAUGCCCAUGCUCUGCUGUUACUCUAUGAUGUCACCAACAAAGCAUCUUUUGAUAACACUCGGGCCUGGCUCACUGAGAUCCAUGAAUAUGCUCAGAAGGAUGUGGUUCUGAUGCUACUGGGCAAUAAGGCUGAUGCCUCUCACAGCAGAACAGUGAGAAGAGAUGAGGGUGAGAGACUGGCUAAGGAGUUUGGGGUGCCAUUUAUGGAAACCAGUGCUCGAUCUGGCCUCAAUGUGGAGCUGGCUUUCACUGCCAUAGCCAAAGAGCUGAAGUACAGGUCUAUGAAGGAAACUGAUGAGCCCACGUUUAAACUGCAUGAGUACGUCAGCAAGGAGGUGCAGACUACAGGGUGCUGCAGGCCCUAAAGCUAUGUCUAUGUAUUUAUGUGUAUAUUUCAUUAUCAUAACUGUUUACAUUUGCCCAAUCCUGUGUGUGUGUGUGUGUAUGUGUGUGUGUGUGUGUGUGUGUGUGUGU